AAAGAGGUCAAAAUGCAGGGCGUGAAGCAAUAUUGGGUAGCUAUAACAACGGAUGGUCUGGAAGGCCAAAUUCAGCUUGAGAAGGUGCAGCAUAUCCUAGAUAUAACCAAGGAGGCACGGGCUCAAGGGCAAUUGCUGCAUGAAACAAUUACGAAAAAUCUAGAAAAACAUAAAUUAGAUGACCUGAACAGUGAUAAUGAGGAGGAAGGAACCAGAACCCCUACCCCACAGAUGCAGCAAGACUUGUCUGGAAACCUGUUUGGAAAAAGGAGUGCUGAUGUCUUGGAUGGCAGCUGCAGUUGGAGGGGUUUGUGCUGGGUGCACCAACGAGUGAUGGGUUCACUGUCUCCUUUUUUCAUGGACAUACCAUCUAACUAUGAACUGGUUAUGGUGCCACCUGCCAGCUGUGUUCUUGCAGAUGGUUUUGACAUUGCCAAGGUCUUCUUUGAAUAUCAACAGCAUGCACUGGGCUUGGCAAGGCAUCACAAGCUGCAGCUGGAGUCCAAUGUGCAGGAGAUCCUUGCACUGUCACACAUGCUGCUUAUCAAACCAGAGCAGCAUACCCCAGAGAUGCUGUGCCACUUUGAAGAAAAACACCUCAACCACAUCCACACGAUUGGGCUGGAGACAGUAGAUUAUCAGUCCCGUCCUCUCUCACAAGACCUUGAAGCCUUGGUGCGAAGUGUUUCCAAGCAGGCUCGAGCAUCAAGGAAAUUUGACCAAGCUCUGCAGACUGAACUCCUGACAAAAAUCAUGGAUAAAGAGCCGGGGUCGACAGAUGCAUUGAUCCUGUAUUUGUGGCUAGAUGUCAUGAGAAAGUUUCCUGCUAAGCCAAUGAACUUGGAACGAGAAUUGGAAGGAGAUCUGGUAACCUCCUACCUGGCUCCUGUGAUCAAUCCCUUUGUCACAUCUGGCAAGCAAACACGUGCAGUUUGGCUCAACACUGCAUCCACCAUUGCACACAAGCAGAAAACAGUAAGACAUGUAUGUCAGCCAGACUUCAAAUUGGCCUAUAUACAUCAAUGCCAGGAAGUAGCUGAAUGUGGCUAUGGGGAGGUGAAACCAGAUCUGAAGGUAGCUGAUACCUUUGCAUGCAACCUGGAUCUCAUACGGAUUGCAAAGUUUGGUAAAGCAUGUCUGGAUGACAUUGUGAAGAAGGGGGUGAAAGGGCCAGUCAUUCCCCUCUUUCAAGUAACAGGGCAGAAGAUGUGUAUGUAUUCCUUCUCCCUGUUUGCAGAUGGCAUCUAUCUGAUGCUGGAGACGGGAUGUGUGUCUCUGCCAAUGGCAGUUAGUGAGCUGCUGCCGUUUGUUGAUGACCUUGAGCAUUUAUUGGGAUUCCGGGAACUCUGCUCCAAUAUUAUCAAUUACCUGUCUGGGAAGAAGGUGGCAAAUGAUGACUAA
Messenger RNA from Paraglomus brasilianum, 1401 nucleotides. The record is from the annotation of a GenBank genome assembly. NCBI's taxonomy places the organism in Eukaryota, Fungi, Glomeromycota, Glomeromycetes, Paraglomerales, Paraglomeraceae.